AUGAUUGUGGAAGAAUCGAAGGAAUAUUUGAAGAUUGUGGCUGACCAUGUUUUCGGUAACGAUAAGCUGACAAUUGAAUUGAAAGCAUCAGAAUUAGAGUCUGAAAUAGAAAGCAUUAGUCAAAGAAGAGAACUAUGGAAGAGUCGGUUAAUGAUUUUAUUAGAGGAUCGUAUAAAAGUUUGUAAUAAUUUGGCAGCUGCGUUGAUUAAAACAGAAACCUACGCUGCAGCUUUAAAAAAUGUGAAACAUGUUUCAAGGUGUCAACCACAAAAUGUUAAAGCACUAUUUAGGAAAGGAACAAUAUUGAGACACAAAGGGGAAUAUGCAAAAGCUUAUGCAAUCUCUCUCUCCAUUGAAAUUCAAAAAUUAAAUCCAGAAAUGAAGAUAUUUACUACAGAAUUAAUAGCUUUAAAGGACAAAAUUGCUAAAGACACAGAAAAAAAGUACCUAUAUCCUUUAUUUAAUUACUUGCUUUUAUUAUCUACUUUUAUAUCCUUCGAUAAAAUUAAAGUAUCUUUAACUACACCUAACAUUUUACGACGAACUAUAAAUGUUUUUCUUUUUCUGCAUCUUUAG
Messenger RNA from Formica exsecta, 576 nucleotides. RefSeq names its product peptidyl-prolyl cis-trans isomerase FKBP8-like. The transcript has 4 exons. The record is from RefSeq and is a predicted model, not a curated record. Gene Ontology annotation, molecular function: protein binding. NCBI's taxonomy places the organism in Eukaryota, Metazoa, Arthropoda, Insecta, Hymenoptera, Formicidae. The coding region runs from base 1 to 576 and encodes 191 amino acids.